AUGGCUGCUAUCAAUCUGGACUGGACUCUAACAAUUCAAAGGAAUGGGCCAAGCUUUGCCGACGAAGUCUCCUCCAAAAAGCAGCAUCAAGGAGAAUCCAGCCAGGUAACCCAAACAAGAAAGGAACGAGUUGGAUACCCAUGCUACGAUAGGCCGAAGGAAUGA
This is a messenger RNA of Dovyalis caffra, 165 nucleotides long. The record is from the annotation of a GenBank genome assembly. Lineage: Eukaryota; Viridiplantae; Streptophyta; Magnoliopsida; Malpighiales; Salicaceae.